This is a messenger RNA of Scutellospora calospora, 258 nucleotides long. The record is from the annotation of a GenBank genome assembly. NCBI's taxonomy places the organism in Eukaryota, Fungi, Glomeromycota, Glomeromycetes, Diversisporales, Gigasporaceae.
AUGAAUUUAGAUAUGGAAGUGAGCUUAAGCGAAAAAUGGAUAUUAGAAAGAGAAAAACAAAGACUUACUUUUGAAGAAAAAUCUGAAGACAAUCUUAUGAUAAAAUCAUUUUUAUUGAAGAGAAAUAAAGUAGAAAUUAAAAAUCAAGUUUUUGAUGAUGAAACUUUGAACAUUACAACUUAUCAAGAAAAUAAGCAACAUGAAAUAGAUGAAAUUGAAUUAAUUUUCGAAGAAAAUAAGCAACAAGAAGGAAAAUAA